Molecule: messenger RNA, 1485 nt
Organism: Aspergillus calidoustus
Lineage: Eukaryota; Fungi; Ascomycota; Eurotiomycetes; Eurotiales; Aspergillaceae
Source: the annotation of a GenBank genome assembly
AUGUUCAUUGCAUACGACCCAUCAUCCGACAAGACAAAGUCCAGCUCUAGGCAAGCGAUUAAUGCGUUCGUCGCGGCCACUGCUAGCGUCAAGCGUCGCGACUUGAAGAACAAAGACGAGGCCAAUGAAAUCGCGAUAAAGAUGAAAUGGCUGCAUGAACGGCCAAUCAUUAUGACCCGUGGGGAGAAGGAGACGGAGGACGACACAAUAAGGGAUCUUCCUCCCGUGUCAGGUGGUGAAAAGGGAAAUAUUGCCGGCGACGGGGUUAAGGUCAAGGGCCCAGCUCACGGCAAAGGUCGACCAUUGGCUGAUCGCUCGAGGAUGAGGCGUGCGGUUCGUGAUGGGCAAGUUCCAGGCUACGCGGCGGUAGAAUCGCUGAUAGGCAGUGCCUAUACCUACCCGGUUCCCAAAAAGGCUUACUAUCCCGCUCUGCUCUUCCAAAGGCAGAAUGCUUUCCUUGAAGUGGCAGAUCAGUAUCGCGACACCUUUGCCUACAAUAUCCACAAUUCAUGGACUCAGACGAUCCUCUCAGACCCCUGUCUCUUCCACGCAACCAUGUUUGCGACUUCAUCGUACGGAGACAUGGCUCGUCAGACGCCAAACAAUCCUGUCACGAUUCGCCACAAGGUCGAGACGAUUCGCCUACUUCAAGAAGCCAUUGUCAGUAGCCAGAGCCAUGGAUUGUCAGAAACCGCACUUGCGGCAACUACGUACUUGCUAUACUUCGCGAAACUGAAGGGGAACCUCGCAGAAGGAAACAUGCAUGACGCCGGGAUUGAUUCCAUGGUCAAGUUCAAGGGAUCCAAGUCCCUCGCCACCGACAGUUAUGCGCACUACCUCCUUCAGAUUCGCCACGUUUGGAACAGCACUAUAGACCGAAGAGACACAGUAUUUACAUCACCCGUAGCAGGGCCCAGGCCCUUAAUGGGGCACUACACGAGCCUGCUUGCAAUAGCCCUGCAGAAACAGCUAGACCGACCGCCCCAUUUUACGCUUCCUUUAUCCGUCCUAGAGUUUAUGAUUACUUUCGAUGACCAUGUGGCCAACGCCUAUGACUUUCUGGAUUUGGGCCUUUCCCCGGCUUCACCUCCUAGCAGCCUAGGCUCCCCUCCUGAUACUGGCAACGAUGAUGCCCAGCGUGACAUUCAGUGUGCACUCGACUGCUGUAACAUUGCUGCCGGGAUAUACUGGAGGGCCAUCGUCUCGAGAAGGCAACGGUAUCCGCAACCGGACCCCUUCCUUGCCUCGGAUAUUCAACAUCUAAAAGCAGCCGUCCUGCAGUCAGACACACUCUUCUGGCUCAGGUACGGGCCUGAAGUUCUACGAUGGAUCCUCAUGAUCGGUGCAGUUGCUGCGCCUAGUUUGGCAGAUCAGUCUUGGUUUAUAGCGCGUUGCUACAUGCCUUCCGCGAUUAUUCGGCCGCAGGAUCUCGAGGCGUUUAUACUUGGGGUGGACCAUAUGCUUUGGUUGUUCAAUCAUUCAUGA